AACAAGCAUCUAACAGCACUUAGGGGGAGAGAGAGAGCGAGCGAGCGAGCAGACGGCGAGCGCGCGGAGAGGCUGGAGAGGCUGUGGCAGCGUUUAGCGGCUCGCAGCUUUGUGGAUGCCGACGGAUACGCAGCCGGCGGCGGGCAGGCGAGGGACAACACGCGAUGGUCACCUCCCAGGGGAGGCGCGGAGGGGGGGGGCACGUCCACAGCCGGCGUGGAUCAUCAGCGCCACUGAGAUGGGAGGACAGCAGCUGGACCACAGGCGCAGAUGUGAGGCUGUUGUGAUUCAGGUCACGAAAAACAGGAGCAUAACGUCCCCCCGAGGAGCAGCUUCUGCGGAGAGCUUGGGAUUUCUCCGCGCUCUGCAUCGACUGCGAGGCUCCAUCAAAGAGACAACACGGGGCCAGCGGCUAAACACCACCGCCUUCCAACUCGCGAUGUAGCCUGACCUGCUGGAAUUAAUCAACAGAUGGGGCGCUCGCAUGUCCAGGUGGCCUUAUCUGGAGAGUUUUUCCAUAUCUAGAAAAGAUUGAUCAGCCUUGCCUGGAAUUCACAAUGAGAUAUCGCUUGACAAGCAAAGACGCGAGAGGCCAAGGAAAAUCAAAGACAUAUGUAAUGUGGUGAGUUGGAACAAAGGGCAUUUCUGUUGCAGCAGUGUCUAUGUUCCAAAGAUAAACGGGCCGAAAUUGUUUUUAGAGUAAAAGACUCUGUUGCUAAGCUGCAGCUACUGCUUUUAUGGCCACGAGAACCAAGGUUUAGUUUAACCUAGGCUUGAGAUCCAGUGACAAUGGAUUUUAAUGGGAGCCAGGACUUUGGGGUCGAUCCCACAGGCUUCCCCUACAACACCAGCGCCGACUAUGAGGACUAUUACCACGAGGCCGACGCCAGUAAGAUCAUCAUCCCCUCCAUCUACGCCCUGGUCUGCUGCGUAGGUCUCACCGGCAACGCCAUGGUCAUCUACGUCAUCCUGAAAUACGCCAAAAUGAAGACGGCCACCAACAUCUACAUCCUCAACCUGGCCAUCGCCGACGAGCUCUUCAUGCUGAGCGUGCCGUUCCUGGCCACGUCGGCCGCCAUCCGCCACUGGCCGUUCGGCUCGCUGAUGUGCCGCCUGGUGCUCAGCGUGGACGGCAUCAACAUGUUCACCUCCAUCUUCUGCCUGACCGUGCUCAGCGUGGACCGCUACGUGGCCGUCGUGCACCCCAUCAAGGCGGCCCGCUACCGCCGGCCCACCGUGGCCAAGGUGGUCAACGUGUGCGUGUGGGGGCUGUCGCUCGUCGUCAUCUUGCCCAUCAUCAUCUUCGCCGACACCGUCCCGGCGCAGGACGGCGGCGUGGACUGUAACUUCCUGUGGCCCGAGGCGGUGUGGUCAGAAGCCUUCGUGGUUUACACCUUCCUGCUGGGCUUCCUGCUGCCGGUCGGAGCCAUCUGCCUGUGCUACUGCCUGAUGGUGGCCAGGAUGCGAGCGGUGGGGCUGAAGGCCGGCUGGCUCCAGCGGCGCCGCUCAGAGAAGAAGAUCACGCGCAUGGUGCUGCUGGUGGUGGCGGUGUUUGUCCUCUGCUGGAUGCCCUUCUACAUCGUGCAGCUGGUCAGCGUCUUUCACCGGCCCCCCGACCCCAUGGUCACGCAGCUCUUCGUCAUCCUCAGCUACGCCAACAGCGGCGCCAAUCCCAUCCUGUACGGCUUCGUGUCGGACAACUUCCGGCGCUCCUUCCAGCGCAUCGUGUGUUUCCGCUGGCUGGAGUCCGGCUUGGACACGGAGCAGGUGGACUACUGCGCCGUGGACCUGAAGAGGCAAGCGACGUGUAGCCCUCUGGAAUUCCCCAAAGACUGCAUGGCCUCCGAUCUGGUGUUCCGUAACGGCACCUACACCACCCGCACCACCACAGUGUGAGCGAAACCUCCAACCAGGACGAGACUGAGUGAAACCACCACAACUUCAUGGUAGCACACAGAGGUUGAAUGAAUUAAUUGAGCUGUAUACAUGUAUAGAGUACAUACAUUUAUAUAAUAUGUGAUGAAGGACACACAUGUGCCACAACGUGCCAAACGGGACAGGUCACACCUCUUUCAGAUGCUAUUGCAGCAACAAUGCUAACUGAUUCGUUUUUGCUGCACACGGGAUCAAAGCAGACACGAGUUCACCUCAGGUCUGGAAAGUAGCUGCGCCACGAUUCACAAACGAGCUUAUUUGGUUUGGAUCAUAAGCCGGUCCUUUCAUUUGCCCCCAUUGCUUUUUGCCAUUAGUUUGGUGUUAGCUAACCGUGGCCUGAUCAACCUGUAAGAGCUUUGUUCCAGACGUUUCGUGGCUUAUCGCUGUACUCGCUCUACUGCUUCACACCUCAGAUCAUGUGUUGCGGCCUCUAUAUUGUGAAGUGUGAGAUCUCCUCCCCUGUUAUGUGAACGCUUUCGGUGAUUGUUUCGUUUUUGUUUCUCCCACAAUGCUCCUGUCAUCAGCUGUUGCUGUUUCCCAUCCUGCGUAUGCUGUUAUGUUUGAUAUGCCAAAUUUUUGUGCAGCGACUCUGAAUGUGUUUCCUUCUUUACUGGCAAACCCAGAUCUAAAUGUCCUGAACCUUACAGGGCCCUCUGUCAUAUGUUCUAAUAUAGUUUUCUCUUUCAAUCAAUUGAUAUGAAAGGUGCUAUCUUCCAUGUUGUUUAAACAAUUGAGCUGUACAUACAGAUACAAAAAUGAAUAAAUUAUUAAAAUCUAGAACACUAAAUUUUAUUUGUAUGUUCAUUAGCAUAAACCCAAACGUCUAACAAGCCAAUACCCAGUUCAUUCCUAGACUCUACAUCUAGUCAAGGAUUAGCAUUAUUUCCUCACUGGUUGUGCAUGUUUGUUGUAUCUAACGUGUGUCGUGCAGGUAAUUGUGGAUAUGGUUUCUCUUUUAUGUUAGUGCAACAGCGUGAGCAGCUACACUGUGUUGUAAUCAUACAGUUCUUACUGUAAUUUUGUUCAAUAUUGUAGAUCAAAUCUGUUUGUAAUUUAUGUAUAGACUAAAUACUUUAUGGAUUAGACAGAAAGUCUAGCAAAUACAGGUAGACGGGAUAACCUCUAGCAGGUCAACCUCAGGGCGGGCGGCCAUCUGCCGCUGCUGGGUGACUGGAAAAGUACAAGAGCUGCAAGACGAAACGCAGGCUGGCGAGUCUGGCCCGAGGCAGACGAGACCACAAGGAGACCAGCACUUUGACAGAGACGCGUACUGUUAUGACGUUUUUAAAGUCAAAUGGAGCCACAUCAUUAAGUGCCUUUUAAGUAAAGGAGACAGACUUUUAAUUCAAUCUCGGAUUUUAUGAGGAGCCGGCGAAGAGAAGUUGAUGUAGGAGAAAUCCUGAUGGCUCCACUCACAUCUGAUAUCAUUUGACAUUCGUGGUCAGGGGCCUGGCUGCGAGUCAGCAUAAAGUAUUUUAGGCCAAUGACUUUGUAAUAACAUUAAGGGAUGUUACAGGUAGAGAAUGAAUACAAAACGCUCCAAAUGGAGCAGCGACGGGAGUUGGAAAAUAACAGCACCCAGGACUAGCAUCCAUCAAGAGGCCUGGCACCAAGCGAGCACUAAGGGAAAUAGGAAACACAGCACAACAGCACCAAACAUAAUAGGAUGAGUGACGGGAAACACGUCUCUAAAGGUCUCUGAAUAUCACAUCAUCUAUCUGUUGUCUUGAGCAAUGGUUACUAAAUCUCCCCACUGCCUGCAAAAGAGCAGCGAACAACAAUAAACAGAUGAAUCAGAUAAAAACUACAGAAAGCAGCAGGAGGAGGCAGAAUUAGACACAAAACACAUACUAACCUUUGGCUGUCUACAAAAUGUUUGGAGGAAACGCAGCGCUCUGCUGCAGCUGCCGUCGCUCACUGCGUUCAGCCCGAAAAGAUCGUGUUUGUUUAGGAGUAAAAGUUUGGGGAACAUCCAGUGACAACUGUACCGCUGAAAAGUCUCAUCACACGCUGCGUGGAGCCGGUUGCUGAUGCUUUUAAAUCUGCAGCUAGCUGCAAAAAUUUGGUCUGCUGCUAAGUGUACAAAAACACUAACUGAACAUUGAUAAAUCAGUUACUUAUCUGGGAUAUUUCUCCUGCUUUGGAGAAUUUAUCAAGGACGAAUGCUAAGUGCUGAAUCUUUAAAUCUCUUUUAUUCAAAAAACAGUUUAUAAAGCACCAAUAAUGCAGUGACUUAACAAAUCCUGUCAAAGACUGUUGCUGUGAGUGCAGCUCUCUAUUGGAACGUUUAAGGAAUAUGAACAAACCCUUUGUUAAACGACUGUUAUGACUGGUCCUUUAAUGAAUCUACAGUAUUUCUAUUGCUGCUUAUUGCAUUUUCAUGAAAGAAGCAUUUCAGGGUCAAGUAACAGUACCAAUAUUUGAGCAGCACUGAGAAGCCCCACAUCCUUCUGUCCUUUCCAUCUGAUUUGCAAAUGGAGCCGGAGACAGAUCCCAGCUGAGAACAAAACAGUAGUGUCUGAGUGAAGAGCGUCGCUCUGGAUGGGGCUCCCACACAUCUGCUUCGAAUUUGUCUCUCUCUGUCCGUCGGCCCGUCCGUACACAGCGCAUGACGCCUUAACUCUCCUGCCUGACAUUUCAAUUCAAACGUUGGCGAGAAGAUUUCAUGGAUUUUCAGUGACAGUGACAAAGAAUUGAGUUCAAACCUACGCGGCCGAGUCCAGGUCCACAUGCUCCCGGUCUUUGGAGUGAUGCCAAGCAAAGGGGCCGUGACCCCACCAGCCCUCACUUAGCAGAAUGAGCAACACGAGCAUGACUGACCUUAAUGUGGGUUAAUGCGACUGACCUCUGGUUAGGACACGGAUGAACACUCGCAGCCAAAUGAGUCUGUGUUUAUUAGAGGACAAGUAUUCUCCAUUACCUCAUGUUUCUAAAUGCUUUUUUUCUCCUUUCUCCUUUAAACUGAUUAUUCUCUUCACGAGUGUUGUUCUGUCACAUUCCUGAGCAGCGCCCCGUGGUCCAAAUGACAAACGCCACGGGAGCAGGUCUGGUUUCUCCACGGACGACGGGUGGCGUGUGAAAGGAUCCGCCAUGUGGCUGCGAGCAUCACUGGUCGUGUUCUCCUUCCUGAAGCGAGCGUGAACGCGUGAACGCGUGAGCGACCGCGGCCCUUUUGUUUUACGCCAGGGAUCCACAGCCUCCGUCCUCCAGGAGGCACCUUUAUCUGAGCAUCGCCCGGCUGCUGGAGGCGUCUACGCUGCAGACGCUUUGUUCAACUCAGGCUCCGGCUGUCGUCUGCAGAAGACGACGCUGCCAUUGUCGACGUGACAUUGUCAGACAGUAACGAGAACCGUUUCAGGACUACUGCAUAUUAUAGAUUUUUCCUCCAUUUGUUCAUUCUUUGCUACUUUAACAUAGAAAUUCUGUCACAUCAGGACAAACAAAGGUUUAUUGUACCUUAUCUUACAGCUGUUCCUUGUGUAGGUGGCUUAAUUAAAAAUGGUAUACAUAAAAGCUCAUUAAAACAGUUGAAAAGGCAAUGACUGUAUGUGACCAAUGCAGGCGUGAUGUAUGAAGGAUUUCAGCCCGGUUCACAUUAAGCUACCAGUAACUCUCUGAGCAUCACACAAUAGAGUCGCACACCCCCCAUGUUGCGUCCUAACUUUCCCCUCCUCCCUCCGCGCUGUCGUCGGGCCUCCGGGCGUAAGAGCGGCGCCGCUCCGGUUACAUCAGGCCCCUGCAGGCUUUCGUGGUUCGACAGAGCACCUCGGAUCCACGGGGGGGCGAGGCGCCGGCGACCGCAGCGCGCUACGGUGCACCCUGGGACGCGUGAGGGCUCCAGAACCCUGACACAAGCCUGGCACCGCGAUCAAAGUGCGCCUGCACUCCCUGAAGAUUACUGCCCAAACAGCUGCGCUUGCACUCGGCGAAAAAAAAAAAACACGCUGUGUGUUGGGUCUCGACAAAGCCAGGAAUGUAGGAGUCAGUCAGCGUCCGUCCGUCAGAGGAGCGUUCUCUGUUCUGUGUGUGUGAACCAGCGAGGGUGAGCUCCUCGCUCAGCUUCACCAUACUGUGGCAAGCGUGAGUCACUAAUACCACCAGCUAGGGAGCACAUUAGCAAACACAAGCUGGCUUUCUCCGACUGUACCAGCCUACCGCACCAGCGUGUGUGAUAAACAGCUCCGACCUUAAAUCCCAACUUGUGACUCUCGUCCCUUCGCUGCUUCAAAACACAUGAAGUGGGUCUUCAUCUUCAGGAGGAUUAAAGUUGUAACAAAUAAAAAAUCUGGGUAUGUGACAUCUAUUUAUUUAUCGACUGUAGUUGAGACUAUUUGUGGAUUGUAGCUUCUCAAUAAAAGAGAAACUGAGAGUG
Messenger RNA from Betta splendens (Siamese fighting fish), 6307 nucleotides. It is a transcript of the gene sstr1b, whose product is annotated as somatostatin receptor 1b. Lineage: Eukaryota; Metazoa; Chordata; Actinopteri; Anabantiformes; Osphronemidae. The transcript has 3 exons. Gene Ontology annotation, biological process: neuropeptide signaling pathway; cellular response to glucocorticoid stimulus. Bases 790 to 1896 code for a protein of 368 amino acids. Gene Ontology annotation, cellular component: neuron projection; membrane. The record is from RefSeq and is a predicted model, not a curated record. Gene Ontology annotation, molecular function: somatostatin receptor activity; neuropeptide binding.